Molecule: messenger RNA, 501 nt
Organism: Condylostylus longicornis
Lineage: Eukaryota; Metazoa; Arthropoda; Insecta; Diptera; Dolichopodidae
Gene: MED11
Product: mediator of RNA polymerase II transcription subunit 11
Exons: 2
Coding region: 23-421 (132 amino acids)
Biological process (GO): regulation of transcription by RNA polymerase II
Cellular component (GO): mediator complex
Molecular function (GO): transcription coregulator activity
Source: RefSeq, a predicted model, not a curated record
UGUAUAUUUAGAAAAAAGAAAUAUGACUCAUAACCCUUUAGAUAAAAUAAACGCUCUUGAUGCUAUUGAAAAGGAUAUCAUUCUUUGUUUACAAAGUGCAGGACAAGCUUUACAAGAGCUUGGUAAAGAAAAAUCAUCUUUGAAAGCUGCGGAAAACCAUACACAAUUGUUUAUUAAAUCAUUACAAUCGGUGGAAAGUAAGCUAAGCGAACAAAUUAAUUAUUUAACACAAGUAUCAACUGGUCAGCCUCAUGAGGGGUCUGGUUAUGCUUCAACUAAAGUUCUACAAAUGGCAUGGCAUAGGAUACAUCAUGCAAGAUCAAAAGUACGUGAAUUAGAAGAUUGUAAAGCAAAAUACACGCAACAUGCGGCUGCUAGACAACAACAGCGACCUGGUGAAUUUUUUAAUCAACAACAAUAAAUAAUACACAACAUAAAAAUUAGUUUAAUGGAUGAUUUAUUUAAAUAUUAUGUAUGUGAAAAUAAAAAGAAUAAUUUUAA